Anolis sagrei ordinatus is the source of this 6077-nucleotide messenger RNA. RefSeq names its product Sp4 transcription factor (gene SP4). Lineage: Eukaryota; Metazoa; Chordata; Lepidosauria; Squamata; Anolidae. The record is from RefSeq and is a predicted model, not a curated record.
CGGAGUGGGUGUCAGCCUAGGCCUCGGAAGGCCCCGCCUCCUGGCCCUCCUCCGUCCCGCCCUCUCCUUCCCUUCGUCCGGCUGUCAAUCAAGCAGGCGGCGGCGGGCGGAGAGAGGGCGAGCGACGCCACAGCCCAGCGGCGGCCAUUCGUGGGAAAGAAAAUAGGCCGACCCCGCUCCUCCUCCUCCUCCUCCUCCUCCUUCCCAGCUCCGGCCUUCUCCCCGCCGCUUCUCCAGCAGCACCCCGCCCUCCGUCCCUCCCCUCGCCGGGCUUCUCCUCCUCCUCCUCCAGGCCGCGCCUCGGCAAGAGCGUUGAUGCAGGAUGAGCGAUCCCAAGGAGGACGCGAUGCCCUCGGAGGGAGAGAAGUCUCCUGAGGCUGAAAACAACAACAACAACAAGAAAAGCAAAAGUGGAGCCUCUCAGGAUUCCCAGCCUUCUCCUCUUGCAUUGCUGGCAGCAACAUGCAGCAAAAUAGGGACUCCUGGCGAGAAUCAAGCAACUGGACAACAAAUUAUAAUAGAUCCAAGUCAAGCUUUGGUUCAACUUCAGAAUCAACCACAACAGUUAGAAUUAGUAACAACUCAGCUUGCCGGAAAUGCUUGGCAGCUUGUUGCAGCUGCCCCUCCUCCUGCAUCAAAAGACAACAAUAUCCAGCAAACAACUUCUGUCACUUCGACUGCGGCAAGUCCCUCCAAUAGCAACAAUGGAAAUGCAUCCCCUACAAAAACAAAAACAAACAAUUCUUCUGGAGUAAUUCCAGGACAGUUCCAAGUCAUACAAGUACAAAAUCCAAGCGGUAGUGUUCAGUACCAAGUGAUUCCGCAGAUUCAGACAGAAGGUCAACAAAUUCAGCUAAAUCCUGCUAAUGCCACAGCUCUGCAAGACUUACAAGGUCAAAUUCAGCUCAUCCCUGCAGGGAAUAAUCAAGCUAUUCUUGCAACUACAAAUAGGACAGGUUCUGGCAAUAUUAUUGCCCAAAACUUGGCAAAUCAGACAGUGCCAGUCCAAAUCAGGCCUGGUGUUUCUAUUCCAUUGCAGCUACCUAUUGCUGGUACUCAGGCCCAAGUUGUAACAUCACUGCCAAUAAACAUUGGGGGAGUGACUCUAGCAUUACCUGUAAUCAAUGUUGCGGCUGGCAGCAGUUCCGGACAGGUUAUCCAGUCCACUGAUAGUGGAAUUUCCAAUGGGAAUCAGCUACUAUCAACGCCGGUCACAACAGCUUCUGUUAGCACUAUGCCAGAUUCACCCACCUCCUCUUCUAUCUGUACAACCACUGCCUCCACCUCAUUAACCAGCAGUGAAACCUUAGUAAGCACUGCAGAGACAGGCCAGUAUGCAAGCACAGCAAACAGUUCUGAGCCUAAUACUGAAGAACCUCAAACAACCACAUCAGAAACAGAUAAUCAGAACUCUACUCAACUUCAGUCCAAUGGAUUGCAAAACGUUCAGGAUCAGUCAAAUUCAUUACAGCAGGUGCAAAUAGUAGGUCAGCCUAUUCUGCAGCAGAUACAGCUCCAACAGCCACAGCAACAGAUUAUUCAGGCUAUUUCGCCACAGUCUUUUCAGCUUCAAUCAGGGCAAACUAUUCAGACCAUUCAGCAGCAGUCUUUACAAAACAUUCAGCUCCAAGCAAUGAGUCCAACCCAAGUGCUCAUAAGAGCACCAACUUUAACCCCAUCAGGACAGAUCAGCUGGCAGACAGUACAGGUCCAAAAUCUUCAAAGCCUUUCAAAUCUCCAGGUUCAAAAUACUGGGUUACCCCAGCAGUUAACCAUUACUCCUGUAUCAUCAAGUGGUGGUACUAUUGCUCAGAUUGCACCAGUAACUGUUGCUGGUACUCCAAUAACAUUAAAUGCUGCACAGCUUGCUUCAGUGCCUAAUCUUCAGACAGUGAGUGUAGCCAAUUUGGGUGCUGCUGGUGUUCAAGUACAAGGUGUUCCUGUCACCAUUAAUGUUGCAGGUCAGCAACAAGGACAGGAUGGAGGCGUGAAAGUACAACAAGCCACAAUAGCUCCUGUAACUGUAGCUGUAGGAGGCAUUGCGAAUGCCACAAUUGGUGCAGUUAGUCCUGACCAGAUAGCUCAGGUUCAGUUGCAGCAAGCCCAGCAAGCGUCUGAUCAAGAUGUGCAGCCUGGAAAAAGGUUAAAAAGAGUUGCUUGCUCAUGCCCUAAUUGCAGAGAAGGAGAAGGAAGAAGCGGUAAUGAACCAGGAAAAAAGAAACAACAUAUUUGCCAUAUUGAAGGUUGUGGAAAAGUGUAUGGGAAAACAUCUCAUCUGCGAGCACAUCUUCGCUGGCAUACUGGUGAAAGACCAUUUAUAUGCAAUUGGAUCUUUUGUGGGAAAAGAUUUACAAGAAGUGAUGAAUUGCAAAGACACAGACGAACACAUACGGGUGAGAAAAGAUUUGAAUGCCCAGAGUGUUCUAAAAGAUUUAUGCGAAGUGACCAUCUCUCCAAACACGUCAAAACCCAUCAAAACAAGAAGGGUGGGGGAACUGCCCUUGCUAUUGUUACUUCAGGUGAAUUGGACUCUUCAGUGACUGAGGUUCUUGGGUCUCCAAGGAUUGUUGCAGUUGCCACCAUCUCUCAAGAUUCAAAUCCAGCAACUCCUAAUGUUUCAACCAACAUAGAGGAAUUCUGAACAUUAUACGAAUGCCUAGAACUGCACUUAAGUUUACAUACCUUUCAAGAUACGGAAGUGGGCUGGUAAAAGUGUAUUACAGAGCAGGAAAUCAUGUAUUUGGUCUUGAUUUCUGUAAGUAUUCCAAGUUGGAGAAUUAGCACAGGAAGUGUACACUGAACAGCAAGACAUUUUUUUUCAAAAGAGAGCCAAUUGGCAUUGAUAAAUUAUGGAUAAAGCAGAUGAGGAAAUAUAUUGCUUCCACACUAUAUACAUUUAUAUAGGUCUAUAUCAUGAUCAUAAAGGAUUUUUAAUUGGGGUUUCUUUUUUAAAUGUUUGUUGCAGCAACAAACAAAGUAAAUUAUGCAACAGAACGGCUGUUGGCUAGGGGUUUUUUUUCUCACACAAAAGUUUAUAGUAUUUUCACUGGAAUAUUUUGUCCAAAAAGGCACAACAACAAAAUCCAAGAAUAGUCUCAUGAAGCUGAGAAUCGUUUGUUUCAAUUUAAUUUGUUAAAUAUCUAUCCUAAAUUUGGCAGACUCUGCUCAUUUUAAAUGAAUAAUUCAGAUGGCAGCAUGUUCAUUGGGUCUGAGGUUUAUCUCAGAUAAUUUUGGCCACUACAUUAUAGUAGUGUGUAUAAUGACAAUCAAUAAACACAGAUUAUUCUCUUUCUAGGAGAGGUAAGAAGUCUGUAGAGCCAGUGUAUACUGUAGCAACUGUUGAAUCUUAGAAAUAUAUUGACAUAAGAUUUUAAUUAAUUUCUAUGUAAAAAUUAAAUAUGGGAAUCUAUAUAACAAGUCCUGAACUCAUUCCAUUUCAAGAUGUAGGUGAUUUAUUGCUAAACCUUGGUUAACUUCAGUUACAAAGUUAGUGAUUGAAAUAUUUAAAUUUUUAUUGCGAUACUUGGAAAUUAUGAGUAGAAUGUUGUACAUAUACAUCACUGUCAAUCUUUUGUCAAUAUCAGAUAUUGCCAUUAAUUCUUUAGACCUUGACAUGACAGCCAAAGAAAAGGGUGAACCAAAAGUUUAACUCUUUAAGUUAAUCUACAUUUUCUCUUUCCUUAAGGAAAACAAUAUUCCGAAUCCAAAGAGCAACUUGGCUUGCCCAAGGCUUUCAGUGUACUAGUAAGAUUUUUAGAACUUAAAAAAUAAAGCUUAUUUGCCAUAUAAUUUCAUAUGAAAUUCUCAGAGGAGGCCUGCUAUGUGGCAUUGAGGGCUCCUACUUGAUAAAUCGAAGUCUCACUGCAAGUCUCAUUGUUUUCGGAUUCUAGCAAAACUUGUCCUCUCUAUCCUUUUAUGCAUACCACCCUAAAAAGGCCAGCAAAACAUAAUUUUAAAUAAUGUUUUCUUGACCCAUAAAUUUUCUUUUUCAGUAAUAUAACUAUUUUAUAUAUACCUUUACCAUAGAGAUAAGAAAUUAAGUUAUCAAUGCUUAUUUCUUGAAUACAGCACAAUAAAAAAUAACAUUAUAUGUCCCAGACCUAGUUUCAGUCAAAGGUAUCUAGUUAGCCAUAACUAGCCCAGAAUACGGAUGAGAUUUUCAUUAAAAGACAACAUUUAUUCAAAUAGGACAAUGGUGAUAAAUUAAAUAGGAAUACUCAUCUACAUCUGCCACACUUGAAAAACAAUUUCUAUAUUCAGUUAUCUCUUGUAGAUAGAUUUGUGUGCAGAUUUGACUACAUAAUAGAAGUAUGGCCAAAUAUAAUCUGGAUUUUUAAUAAUUUCCCAUUGGCAUUAAUAGAACAUUUUAAAAACCACCUCUGUUGUGCUAAAUCUCAUGAUUCCCUGGUUUUUAACAUUCUACACCAAAAUGUUUUAACACUUUGCUUUAAAAGUACAGUGUAAAAGACUUCUUUUUAAAAUGGUCUUUCCUGUUGAGAGAUAUUUGAGCAAAUUUUUUAUACAAGUCCAAAUUUUGUGGCAUUGCACACAUUUUUAAAGAAAAGAUCGAAGUAAUUCAUACUGUGCACACUAGGGAUGCCCCUACGUAGUGUCAUACGAAGCUGAAAAGCAAUUUUAUAACAUCAGCUUAUAUACAUGGGAAAAAAGAAAACAAUUUUACACUGUGGUUUCAAGUUUCUUAAAUGUUUUUCAGACAUUUAAGAAUCUUUAAAGUUUUGUUGUAUAUUAUUCCAUAUAUUUUUAUUUAAAAUAUUUUCAGUUGAUAUUCCUGGCUUUAAAUGCCAGAAUCGGAUUGAGGAUACAUUUAAUACAGGUGGCCAUUAGGUAAUGUUAAUUAACUUUUCUUGCAAAUAAACUGCAACAUAAAAUAUAUAUUUUAUCAUUCUGCCUCAUAAUCAGUGCUGUAAAAUCUGUUAAGCAAGUUUAAAAAAUUCCAUACAGAAUCAUGUUAAGCAUUUUUUGUGAACUUAAGGUAUAAAUACUCUGCACAACUGUUAGAUAUUCUUUUCUGCAUAUUUAAGCAUGCAGACCUGAAAUGGAAGUUUUCAAUCUGCAGAAAAUCCCUAUUACACAUGUAUCAAAAGGUAUCGUAGAAUUUAAUAAAAAAUAAUCCAUGUUAGCAGGUGCACUUACUACUCCUGGAAUUAAACAUUAUGAUAGUCUGUUCUGCAUACCAUUCUGAGUCCACUUUUCAGUCUUAGAAGGAUCGUAAAUUUCAGUGUCCUUUAUUUGACUCAGUGGAAUAUAACUGUUGUGCAUAAUAGGGCACAGAUGUGCAGUAGUAGCUUGUUUAAUGGCAUUUCACUGUUCAUUCCCUUUGCCACCAUUAUGAAUAUAUAUUUUUUUUGCUUUAUUGUACUUAUCAGUGCAGAGUGUAUUUAUCAUGGUAGAACUCCAGUGUUGGAAUAGUUUUAUUUUAUUUUCAAUAUACUUUCUUGGGAUAAGGUUGUGUAUGUGUUCCCUGAUUACAUUAGAAAUCGGUGUUAUGUCAUUAUUUAUCACACUGUUUCAUGAGGAGAAGUAAUAAGUGUGUGUAAUUUAGGAGCAAAGGUUUUUGUUAAAUUUAGGUAAGCAUGACGUUUGGGUCCUAUUUUUCAAUUUUUAUAAUGUUUUAUUGCAACAAUAUUUGUAUUUAAGUCUCCAUUUCUAAUGCCUUGUGGGUUUUUUUAUGCAUGUCACUUAAGUUGUCAUCCUUCAAAAAUUGAUGUGCAACAUAGGGUGUUAAAUCUACAUACUGAUUUUGAAACAGAAAAAUAGUUGGUGGUGAAAUUGUAAAUGUUUUGCAGAAAAAUCUUAUAAAAAGUUUUGUAGUAAUAUUUCACUUGUAAAUUUUUUUGUAAGAAAAGGGGAAAAAGAAAGAAAAAUGCAAGGAACACCCAUUCUAAAAUCUACAAAUUAAUUCUGCCAGCAAAGCCUCCAAGGCUUUAAUUUUUACUAUGCUAAUUUGUAUAAAUUUUGUGUGUUUUUGUGGAUUUGGAACUAAAACUGUGUAGACGUUGUUGCCUGCAAUAAUAUUUUGCAAGUAACCCAUUAAAAUUCUCUUGAGUUUAAAUGUA